CGUGACUCAUCCAUUCGCAUAUUCGUUACCUGCUACAAACGUGAGUAUGCAUACUCUGCCCAGCGCCCAGGACUCUUCCAACCUACUCCCAUCGCCGCUGUCCACCACUCCGGCACAUACUACAGACUAUCACACCGAAAACAACACAAGUGGUGAGGAGCCUGAGUUUACAGGCUGUUUCAGUGAGUAUUCGAGCGAGCUUGUUGGCCACGGGGACUACUCAUUUGACAUGGAGGGCAUAGCUAGCAAGUUCUGGCCAGACGGUACCCUUGAGCAAAGCAUGGCUGCUUCAAAAGGAAAAUUUGCCGACAUUCUAAGCGACCUUCCGGUAUUUCUCAGUGAUGAGAGUGAGCUGUUCAGCAGUUCUGACGGCGUGCAGCUGAGAUUUUCCAAGGUACUGCUGUCUAUGUGCUUUGAGAGAGUCUGGAAUCGCAUGAGGGAGUCUGCAGCCAGCGCAAUUUCAAAACGACUCGGUGCCGGCCUGUUGCCUGACCUUGUUGAUUUCCAGACUGACGAGGCUGCUGGUGCUGACGGGAAUACAAAUUUGAUGUUUUGCUCCAAGGAAUCCUGCAGGUACGACUAUUCUUCAGCGCUGAUACUAGUUGAAUGUGAUCUGGGCAAAUAUUUGGGACUACUGCCGGAUAGCGUACUUGAGCGGAUCGGCAGGCGCGUCCUCAACGUGUGGCGUCUGCAGCCGACACGCCAGUUUGUUCCUGUCCUGUUCCUCAGUGUCUUGAAUCUGAAACUACUGCUGUUUACUCGCGACAAAUGGUACUGUGUCGAGCUUGGGGACAUUGGAUAUUAUACGCUGCAGCCCGAUUGGAGUGACCUCAGUGAUGUGGAUCUAGUGCUUCAGCGGCUCUGGUUUCUGGCUUCCUCUCCGCCUUCAGAAAUCGGGCACGUCUGCAACAUUUCAACCAAUGAUUCUGGGCUGGCAUUCACAAAGGCAACCAGCGUCUACAAACUGUCCGCUGUUCCAAUAUACACCCCAGACGCGUUUAUCAUUGAGGAUCUCAUCCAGAGUGCCGGGAGCCUACGUGGCCGCUUGUGCCACGUCAUCCGGGGCCAAUAUGGUGGAGAUGCUGCUGUUAUGAAGAUUUCGUGGACGCCUGCUGGACAGUUUCCAGAAGGCGCCGCCUAUGAUAUUCUCAGCCAACAGGGCGUGGGCCCGAUUCCCGAGGUAUAUUGCGGCGGUGUCUUGGUCGAGGACCUGUGUGGCUACCGCAUGGAGUUUCUUGUUGUCGAGGACUGUGGAUGGUCGCUGUACGAUUGCUUUGACAAAGCUCCGCAGCCUUCUGAAGAAGCAACAGUGGAUACUAUCAUCGGCAUAGCCCGCCAAGUGUCAUCAUGCCUGGCCAAAGCAUAUUCUGCAGGUGUAUUGCAUAGAGACAUCUCCAGAGGGAACAUCACGAUAAAAGGGCAGAAGGCAUACAUCAUCGACUGGGGGUGCUCUAGGCCGUUGGUCGAUGCUGUCAACCAGGAAGCGCAUGUAAAUGCAUGCAGGCAGUGGCUCUUCAAUGCCAGCGAGGUAUCACAAGUGGAGCGGCUCCACGACCCCUUUGUCGGGACGGCUCGAUAUAUGAGUAUCCAGAUACUCCUUGCCAGCAAGAAGCGUGGACUCCAUGACGACAUCGAGUCGCUAUUCUACGUUGUGCUGGAUAUCCUGAUGAAGCUGCAGAUAGAAAGGCAAGGCUAUGAGCUGGCUGUGGACCCCUUGGAAGUUUUGGAUGAUGAUGAAAUGGCACUUCAUCGAACCGCAGCGCUAGAGUACAAGGACGAAUAUCUGUCUUGGUUCGGGAUAGGCGAUUGCCCCACCAAUCUAAAGUGCGUGCUCAACGCCAUGUACGACUAUUUGUUCGUCGUUGACGGAACGAACAUCACAAACGACAUGUAUAAUGGCCGCGUUUCUCGCGAAAGUCACGAUCUUGUAGCUGCUGCGCAGUUCAUGGAUGCCGACGCAGUCAAGGCCCUCAAAAGAGCAUGCAUGCCUGCGUCAAAUUAAAAGACUCCGUUCAGAGUUCGGCUGCGGAAUGAACGAUUCGCAGGGGUCGUGCCAUGGGUGCUGAUGCUUCAAAGUGUGACCCUG
Molecule: messenger RNA, 2086 nt
Organism: Linderina pennispora
Lineage: Eukaryota; Fungi; Kickxellomycota; Kickxellomycetes; Kickxellales; Kickxellaceae
Exons: 1
Coding region: 47-2002 (651 amino acids)
Biological process (GO): signal transduction; peptidyl-serine phosphorylation; endocytosis
Cellular component (GO): cytoplasm; nucleus
Molecular function (GO): ATP binding; protein serine/threonine kinase activity
Source: RefSeq, a predicted model, not a curated record